CCGGAUUGAAUCUCGUUUUCUUGGAGGAAAAAAAAAAAAACCUCCGCGACAGAUAAAGUACAUGUGAACAUGAACAUCACACGAUCUCGAUUUGGUUCCUUCCUUCCGACCACUACUACUCCUUGCUUGAUUUCCGUAGUCGUCGUCGCCGCCGCCGCCGACUGAAAUCUCUUGAUUCAUGCGCUCCUGAGCUUCCCGGAUGGCCGCCCAAUCUUCCACUCCCUCUCCGCAAGAUGGUUCUGGUGGAGGUGAAUUAUCAGAAAAUUUGAUACUCCAAGCCCCGCAGCCAAUACGGGAGGAUUACAUACAAAAUGCUGUUAACUUUCUUGGACAUCCAAAAGUGAAGGGUUCUCCAGUAUUUUACAGGCGCUCUUUUCUGGAAAAGAAAGGCCUUACGAAGGAAGAAAUCGAUGAAGCCUUCCGUCGGGUUCCUGAUCCACAGCCAAGCAGUACAGAUGUUGCAGCUGUUGGUUCACAACAAGCCAGCAUCCCAAAUCAAUCUGCUGGGGUACAACCUUACAAGACAGUUCAAUCACCGCAGGCAGUUAACAUUGGUCCUAUGGUUCCAGAUGCACAGCCGCAACUUAGCUGGUCGCGUACUCUCAUUGGUGUAGGUGUUUUUCUCGGAGUUGGGGCUAGUGCUGCUGUCGCCCUCAAGAAAUUGUUCAUUCCUAGGCUAAAGUCUUGGACCCAAAGAGCUCAUGCAGAAGGGGAUGAAAAUUGUGACAACAAACUUAAAUCCAAGUUUUAUGAAGAAAUCAAAGAAGCCAUACAAGCUUCUGCAUCAGCGUUUUCUGAUAUUGCUAAAACAAACCAAGAGUUGCUUGCUUCAAAGGAUGAAGAUAAGAAGAUCCUUACAAGUUUGGCACGAGCAUUUGAUUUGCAAGCAGAGGCUUUUAGAUCAUUGAGCAUGUCCUUAAAUCAUAUGAGUGAGAAUCGGUUUUCCCAGUACAAUAUAAUGGAAGAUCAUUUUCAAUCUUCCCCAUGGAAUGGGCCAAGUAACAAUUCAUGGAGACCUUCUCAGCAAACAAAUGCGUACAACACAUCACCACGUAAUGAUUUUGACUCUGGGAGGCAUCCGUUCAUUCCAGUGCCUGGAGAACCUACAUCUGGAGCAUUUCCGAGAUCCUAUGUUGAGCAGCAACGGACGCAGAGGUCUGGGUAUGGAUUUCAGCAGCAGAUGAGCAAUGACAGGUGGAGCCCCGGCGCCACGCCAUUGACGAACUACCAUGGUGCUCCUCCUCCGUAUCAGUAUCACCACCAUGGGGUCAACGCCGUCGAUGAGGCUCCAGCUCCAGCUCCUCCGGUUGAAAGCCCAUUCCAGCGUCGUUGGGUUCCCCCACAGCCACCAGGCGUCGUCAUGCCUGAGGCCGUGGCCGCCAUACGGCAGCCCAGGCAGCCAGUUGCUGCGGCAGCGGCAGCGGCAGCAGCAGCACCGAGAUCGUCUGAAUCAGCCGCAACGGAGCAGCCAGAGUCAGGUGAUGUUGCUGGUGUCGCCGCCAUGGCCAAUGCUGGCAAUGGCGAGGCUGAGCAAGAGCGGGAAGCAGCUGCUUGAUACUCCACUUGUUUUCUGUUUGCCACGCGAUGCAUCUAUCGUGUACAGUACAGUACUUACAAUUAAGCAUAAGGAAAAAAAAAAAGAAGAUAGCGAAUGCUGUGUAUUUAUCUAUUCGCUGUGGGUGUGAAUACUUAAGACAAGAUGAUGAUUCUUCUGUGAAAAAAUGGCCAAGAAAACAAGAUGCGUGUCUUGUAUUUUUACGUAC
Molecule: messenger RNA, 1763 nt
Organism: Oryza brachyantha (malo sina)
Lineage: Eukaryota; Viridiplantae; Streptophyta; Magnoliopsida; Poales; Poaceae
Product: peroxisomal membrane protein PEX14
Exons: 10
Coding region: 200-1555 (451 amino acids)
Biological process (GO): protein import into peroxisome matrix, docking
Cellular component (GO): peroxisomal importomer complex; peroxisomal membrane
Molecular function (GO): signaling receptor binding
Source: RefSeq, a predicted model, not a curated record